AUGGCAGAGCAAAUCCUCGCUAGGACUGUCCGGCUUCACUUCCGCGCAGCCCUAGCCUCGCCACCCUGGCUUUGCACGACCCAUGACGGGUUAGACGGGCUCGACGGAUUCGACGGGUUGGGUUGGCUAUCAUCCCAGUGUGACCCGGACAAUGAGCCAAACGGCCGCAAUUUUGAGGGAUUGACGUAUCGAUCGCCGGCUGUCAUGGCCGACAAAGAAAUCCCGAGCAGGGGACCCUGUGGGCUUCCCUGGCUGGGACCAUCUCGGAUUCUCGACCUGCAAGGUGGUCGUGAAAAGAGUCGGGCUUUGGCUGGCCCCUGCUCGCGCCACCCUGAAGGCGUCCGCGUGUCUGCCGGCAGAUCGGAGGAUUCUGGUGCAUUGCAGGAUACUUUAAAAUAUGGCUUCAACAACUGUGCGCAGUUCAUGCAACCAGCCCAAGCAGGCUUGAUCCGCGGGAGGACUAAUGCAUCGAGCCGCCUGGAGACAUCCAGGAACCCGUUGUGGCGAGCUCAUCCGGAUCGGCUCAGCGAAAGGAACGCUGAUGACCCAGGGAACGAGGAACCAGAGCCCUGGAUCGCACGACGGGCCGUUGGGGCCUGA
Penicillium argentinense is the source of this 600-nucleotide messenger RNA. RefSeq lists its product as uncharacterized. Lineage: Eukaryota; Fungi; Ascomycota; Eurotiomycetes; Eurotiales; Aspergillaceae. The coding region runs from base 1 to 600 and encodes 199 amino acids. The transcript is spliced from 3 exons. The record is from RefSeq and is a predicted model, not a curated record.